GUUUCCGCUGCCGCCCACCGACAUGAGACAUCCCUGACAUCGUGGGAAACUCGCCCGAUCCGGAUAGCGCCCGCAACAGGCUGAAUAAUCAUGAAGUCGACAUCAUCGAUCUCUUCCGCCACUUUACCGUAAUCCCAGUGAACCAUCAUGCCUCGGAGCUUAGAAACCAAAGCCUGUAACGCCUGCGCGAUAGCGAAGCGGAGGUGCGAGAAGCAGACGCCGCAUUGCCGCCGAUGCAGGACUCGGGGCAUGGCAUGCACGUAUCCUCCGACGAAGCCUGGUCUAUUCGGCCUUUUCGAGGGGGAGAAUUCAUUUUCCGUCCAGCAGGAUGUUUCAGCUCUCACUACUCCGCCGUUGUUUGUAAGCUCUCUGGAACGUGAGAGAGAAACUGAUGCUGGGUUGUCGCCGCGACUUGAUCUGUCGCUGGCCAACAGUAUUGCGAGCGCCCAGCCGGCUUCCACGUGGUUCACGUCAUCUGAGGCGUGGAAAAUCGCUCCUUCGCCGGAAGUUACUGGUGAUGCACUUUGUAUGGCGGAUGUAAAAUAUCACAUCCGAAACAUCCAUCAGUGGCUUAAACAAUGGGUUGCCAAGGGCAGCAACCCCUUCAUCCACACACGGCUUUAUCAAACCCGAUUCCCCCCGUGUAUCCAAGAUGCAUAUAUGGCUAUGUCAUGCUACUUCUCUAAAACAGACUUAAAUGAGCUGACGGUAUUUCGAAUUAUCGAGGACCGCGCGAGGCGGUUAGUAGAGGAUGGCUUGACCGACUCGUUGCUGGGAACUCCACUUGAUACACAUGAGCAUUUAGCUCGGGUCCAGGCAUUGGCGAUGUACCAGGCUAUAUGUCUGUAUGAUGGAGAUAUCAGACUUCGACAUCUUGCAGAGGGUUAUAUUCCAGUACUGAAUAGCUGGAUCCGAGAAAUGGUUGACCAUGCUACUCAAACUCCAUGUUUGGGUCGUCUGGUCAUGGCAUCUCCUUAUGAGCAUACAGCUAUUGAACCAAGAGGCGAGAACUUAUUAUGGUACUCCUGGAUACUCGCUGAGAGCAUUCGACGCACAUCAAUGCUUGCUGCGAGUAUCCAGUCGAUCUAUUUGAUACAUAGAGAUGGAACAGCUUCUUGCUAUGGUAGUAUGACGUUCACGACCAAGCAAGGGGCGUGGGACGUUGAUUCGGCCUAUGAGUGGGAGAAAAUGUGCUCGGAAGUGAAUGUUGGGUUUGUCCAGCUGGCUGAGGCGCCUAUCCUCCUUACUAAGGCGGAGCCAGAUGAUGUGGAUGAGUUUGCGAAGGCGAUGCUGUCGAUAAUAUGUGGUGCGAGUAGGGUUAAUAGGUGGAUAAAUAGAUAAUGUAAAAUAUGUAAUGAUGUUCUCAGUUCCCCGAUAUAUCACUGCAAGUAAGUAAUAUGUGUGAGCUGUGGGGGUCCUUCACGGAGCUCCAUUCCAGCCACACGUUAUAGAUACUCCGGGAUCUGAUAGUCAAUGGCCUUACUCGAGUGGUUGGCCCAUGAGCAUUAAUAUAUGUCGUGUGAAGAUGUUGGUUAACAUCCCUCCAAAAUAAG
Molecule: messenger RNA, 1553 nt
Organism: Pseudogymnoascus verrucosus
Lineage: Eukaryota; Fungi; Ascomycota; Leotiomycetes; Thelebolales; Thelebolaceae
Exons: 1
Coding region: 148-1341 (397 amino acids)
Biological process (GO): regulation of DNA-templated transcription
Molecular function (GO): DNA-binding transcription factor activity, RNA polymerase II-specific; zinc ion binding
Source: RefSeq, a predicted model, not a curated record